Molecule: messenger RNA, 1265 nt
Organism: Lotus japonicus
Lineage: Eukaryota; Viridiplantae; Streptophyta; Magnoliopsida; Fabales; Fabaceae
Product: PLASMODESMATA CALLOSE-BINDING PROTEIN 2-like
Exons: 4
Coding region: 370-1122 (250 amino acids)
Source: RefSeq, a predicted model, not a curated record
AGCCCACACACUGAGCUUAAAUUCCAAACAAUUCCUCCUUUACUUUGUUUUCAACCUUCUUCCUACCUUUUCCCUCCUCUUUUGCUCCUUCUCUUGCUUGCACCCUUAUGUAUCAUCCUUUGUUGUCAAAUCCUCUCCUUCUUUGUCUCUCAGAGUGCACUUAGUGACUUAGUCUAUAAAUAUAUAUGUUUUUUAUUCCCAUGAUUAGCCCACAGAACACCUUUUCUUCCCAUAGAUCACGCAGUCAGUCACAAUCUCUAGUUUAUGAUAUCUUCAUUUCUAUCUCGUUGCUUCCAAGGAAGAACUAGCAUAAUUUGGGAACCACAUUGAAGAAGAAGCAACAAAGCAGACAGAACAAUAAAGCUGAAGAUGGAUAGGAGUCUUAAUAACUAUGUGCUUAUACUUGUACUUGUUCAGCUUCUCUGUUCUGGUUCAUGUGGGACAGAGAAGGUAGCAUCUGAACAUGUGAAUGUAGUAAGGCAUGAAGAGAAACAAGUAGAAUUCACUGCUCCAAACUCCACCUCUCAAAAGGAUAUUACCACUCCAAUCACUACAAUUCCCAACUUAGUUCCCACCACAUCAACAAAUCCAGUUUUGAAUCCCAAUUCUAACCCAGACACAGUCUCUCCAGCCUCAACACUCCCAGGUACUACUUCAAAUUUCUCAGUGCCUUCUUCUUCAGGAGUAAGCUGGUGCAUUGCAACCCCAAGUGCCUCACAGAUAGCUUUGCAAGUAGCAUUGGAUUAUGCUUGUGGUCGCGCUGAUUGUUCUGAAAUUCAACCUAGUGGAAGCUGUUACAACCCGAAUUCUGUCCGUGACCAUGCUUCUUAUGCCUUCAAUAAGUAUUAUCAGAAGAAUCCAGUUCCAAAUAGCUGCAAUUUUGGUGGAACUGCUGUCAUCACUAGCACUAACCCAAGUACUGGGACAUGUCAAUAUCCAUCCACUAGUACUAGUUCAUCACUCUUGAACACAACAAUCUCUAGUGGUGCAAAUGUUUUUGGUUCAGUACCUGUACCAACGAAUCCCUCUGCCUCUGCUGCAGCAGUUUCCACAUCAAAUAGCUUUGUACAAAUUUGCCUCAUUCUAUGGGCAAUAACAAUUUUCAGAAUGAAUUAUAUCUAACUUGAAUGAGAAUUAAGAUUUUGCUUCUCUAGCCACAUCUAACUGUGUAACAAGGAAGGUACAUAGAGACAUGAUAGAACAAUCUGUAGAAAAUUAUAUUAUGAGUAUUAGUAGAGAUUUAUACCAUACUUUAUUUAUCCUAA